Messenger RNA from Penicillium vulpinum, 1569 nucleotides. RefSeq lists its product as uncharacterized. The record is from RefSeq and is a predicted model, not a curated record. Lineage: Eukaryota; Fungi; Ascomycota; Eurotiomycetes; Eurotiales; Aspergillaceae. Gene Ontology annotation, biological process: transmembrane transport. Gene Ontology annotation, cellular component: membrane. Bases 1 to 1569 code for a protein of 522 amino acids. Gene Ontology annotation, molecular function: transmembrane transporter activity. The transcript has 4 exons.
AUGUCGACCCCAGAUAUUGAAUAUGUCGGGGACUCGAAGUCCCCGGUCAACCCCAAGGCCGAUUCCGAAACGAACACCUCCACUGCGGAGGUAGGGGAGGUGGUUAUCACUCUCACCAAGGAAGAAAAUGACCGAAUCAAGAAGAAGACCGACCGAGUCAUUCUGGCUAUCCUUACCUGGGUUUACUUUUUGCAGGUCUUGGAUAAAGGUGUUCUUGGCACUGCGGCUCUUUUCAAUCUCCAGGCCGAUCUGGGACUCGUUGGAAACCAGUACUCUAUCAUUGGAUCAAUUGCACCUAUCGCCCAGCUCGGAUGGCAGCCAUUCUCGGCAUGGAUUCUUGUCCGAGUUCCUCCCCGCAUUCUGAUGCCGUGUAUGGUUCUCGGGUGGGGAAUUGCAGUCACAUGUAUGGCUGCCUGCAACAACUUCGGAACCUUCAUUACCGCUCGUUUCUUCAUGGGACUUUUCGAAGCCGGCUGUCUGCCCCUCUUCACUAUUCUCACUAGCAGAUGGUAUCGUCGUAUUGAACAGCCAGUCCGAGUCUCUAUUUGGAAUGGUAUGAACGGUACCGCCACAAUGGCGGCCGCUGCCUUGUCUUAUGGCCUUGGUCAUAUCCAAUCGGACGUCCUGCGGCCGUGGCAAAUUAUCUUCCUUUUCGUCGGAUUGGGCACAGUUGUUACCGCGCCCUUCGUUUACUGGAAGCUGGAUAACGAUAUUACUACCGCCCGCUUCCUCACUGAGCACGAACGUCAACUCGGUGUGGAGCGUCUCCGCGCUAACCAGAUGGCCCCCACAUCCUAUGACUUCAAGUGGAGCCAGGCAAUUGAAGCGUUUAUGGAGCCUAAGAGCUUGCUUUGGAUUGCGCUUGCCUUGCUGCCGAACAUGGGUUCCGCCCUACCAUCUCUUUUCGGCCCGCUUAUCGUUACUGGAUUUGGCUUCGAUAAAUAUGAGACAUCUCUCCUGAACAUCCCCUACGGUGCUCUGACCACUAUUGUGAUCAUUGCUGGCUGCUGGUGCUCCUACAAGGUGAAGCUCAAGUCCGCCGUUUUGGUUGCCUUCAUGAUCCCUGUCGUGGUGGGCACUGCUAUGCUUUACGCAAUCGAUCACAGCCCAGCCAACCAAGGACCUCUCCUCUUGGCAUACUAUCUUACUACCUUCCUGUAUGCCGCUAACCCAAUCCUUCUCUCCUGGGUUGUGGGAAACACUGCCGGAGCCGCCAAAACUUCCACCGUCGUGGCGCUUUAUCAGAUCGGUACCUCCGCCGGAGCCAUGUCAGGCUCCUAUCUCUUCAGCUCUGAUCAGGCUCCCAACUACCUUCAAGGAAUUCGGUCUGUGCUGGGUCUCUUCAUCGCCUUGAUUGGAGGCGUGGGAAUCCAGACUGGCAUUCUAUUCAUGAUGAACAGACACCACAAGAAGCAGAGAAUCAGCAACGGAAAGGCAGGAGAUAUCAAGGAUAUGUCCAUGACUGCUGAGGUUGGAGUACAGGGCAAAGCACAGGAGCAGACAAUAGGCGAGGUUCCAUUCAAGGAUGUCACAGAUUGGCAGAAUGACGAGUUUGUAUAUAUUUACUAA